UUAUACAGCCAGCAAGGCAACGCAACGGUCCUGCUCCCAGAAGAAAAGCACGGAUCAAAACAGAGGAGUGGCUUUUCAUAGUCUGUUGUUAUUUUUAAUCUACUUCCAUAACUACCUCCACAAAAACAUUGAAGAUAUUGACAAGGACGAAGAAGUAAGCCAGAGAGAUUCGAAACUCUUACUUCAGUUUCGCAUUCAGAGGCAAGCUACUAACUAGCGUGACAACAACCCAAGAUCAGCUCAAUGGCUACAGCAUGUGUGUCCAAGGUGGAGCUGACAGUCUCCUGUGAAAACCUGCUGGACAUGGAUGUGGGCUCUAAAUCAGACCCGCUGUGUGUCCUGCUCAUGAACACAUCUGGAAAUCAGUGGUUUGAGGUCGACCGCACAGAGAGAGUCAAAAACUGCCUGAACCCAAAAUUCGCCAAGAAGUUUGUGGUCGAUUACUACUUUGAGGUUGUUCAGAAGCUCCGAUUUGCCGUUUAUGAUAUUGACAAUAAAACCAUUGAUUUAAGUGAUGACGACUUCCUGGGCGAGUUGGAGUGUUCGUUGGGUCAGAUUGUUUCCAGUAGCAGACUGUCAAGACCUUUGCUGCUGAAGAACAAAAAACCUGCAGGCAAAGGAGUGAUUAUGAUUAGUGCAGAGGAAAUCAAGGACAACAGAGUUGUCAAUUUUGAAGUGGAGGCCAGAAAACUGGACAAUAAGGAUUUCUUUGGAAAAUCAGACCCCUUCCUCGAAUUUUACAGGCAGACGGAAACAGGCUGGCAGCUUGCUCACAGAACUGAGGUGGUGAAGAAUAAUUUGAAUCCUUGCUGGAGGCCUUUUAAAAUUCCUCUACGCUCUCUUUGUGCAGGCGACAUGGAGAAACCAAUCAAGGUGGAAUGUCAUGAUUACGACAACGAUGGAUCUCAUGAUUUGAUUGGGAUUUUUGAGACCAACAUGAAGCGCCUUGAGGCGGCUUCUCGCUCUGCUCCGGCGGAGUUUGAGUGUAUAAACAGCAAGAAGAAACAGAAGAAGAAGAGUUAUAAGAACUCUGGAGUCGUGAGUGUGAAAGUUUGUCAGAUCACUAGGGAGUACACCUUUCUAGACUACAUCAUGGGAGGCUGCCAGAUAAAUUUCACUGUGGGCAUAGACUUCACAGGGUCUAAUGGAGACCCCAGGUCACCUGAUUCUUUACAUUACAUCAGUCCUCAAGGUGUGAAUGAAUAUUUGUCAGCCAUCUGGUCAGUCGGCCUUGUGGUCCAGGACUAUGACAGUGACAAAAUGUUUCCGGCGUUUGGAUUUGGCGCUCAGGUUCCACCUUCAUGGCAGGUGUCUCAUGAGUUUGCUCUCAACUUCAAUCCUGCAAAUCCAUUCUGCACAGGUGUGGAAGGUGUGAUUGAGGCCUACAGGUUGUGCCUUCCCCAGGUCAAACUUUACGGCCCUACCAACUUUGCUCCUAUUAUCAACCAUGUGGCUUGUUUCGCACAGCAGGCGUUACAGCAGAAAACGGCAUCGCAAUACUUCGUCCUGCUGAUCAUAACAGACGGAGUGAUCACUGAUAUGGAUCAGACGCGCGGAGCCAUAGUCGCUGCCUCACGCUUGCCCAUGUCCAUCAUCAUUGUCGGUGUAGGAAAAGCCGACUUUACAGACAUGGAGAUUCUGGAUGGAGAUGAUGGACGAUUAAAGUCUAUCACUGGAGAACCGGCCGUACGGGACAUCGUGCAGUUUGUGCCAUUUAGAAAGUUCCAGAACUCUCCAAAGGAGGAACUCGCCAAAUGUGUCCUGGCGGAGGUUCCUGGUCAGGUCAUCACCUUCUUCAACAUGAUGAAGUAUCCCCCUCCAAACUCAAACACUCCAGUGGACGCUUCAAACGGGGUGAAAAACUGACCAACCCAUUUCCUUGCUUAAUACUGCAUGCAACUGGACGACAACUGUAGGCUUUCUUAAAGAGGUAGACCACUAGACGUAUUAGAUUUGGUUUCAGAGCAUUAUAUAUUUAUGUGCCAUAUGACCAUGGAAUGAGCUAUUACAGAUUUCGUUUGGACUCAAGAGCCACUAAAAGAAGACAAACUAGAUAAAAGAAUAGAAAAGGAAAUCAUGUUAGUGUUGUAGGUGAGAUCUAUUGAAUAGUAUGAAGACCUUUUAAAAAUUAUGGGUUCAUUCCUCUUUACAAAAUCGUUUACAGUUAGCAUGAUUUAGAAACUUUUUAAUUUUUCACGUAAUUAUCAUAACACGUUCCUGUAGACCAUUUUUUUAUAUCUAUAAUUAUUAUUUUUUAAAAUCAGUGCCUCAUAAAGCUAUAUUGACAUGUCACAUUUAUUGGAAUAAUGUGCCUUCUUGAUUAAGCAGCAUUAUCUGUAUAUAAAUCUGUGCCUAUAUAUGUUUGAUUUGAUUUUAUGGAGAAUCUUUUGGCAGCUUUUUACAUGCCAAUAUUUUAUGUUUGACCUCAUAUAACUGCAGACACUGAGGAAUGGUGCUCAGAUCUCAAUCCGUAUGUAUAAACGAAAGCCAUAUUAGAUACUGACGUCUCGUUCUGAGUUGUGCCUGAAUAUGCUAAUAGUAAUCAUAAUACUCAAUCAGUAUUAAAUGUUCAGAGAUGCAAAAGAAAUUUAAUUUGAUCAACAUGCCAGCCCAGUUUACUGGUUAUAGACUAAGCGGAAUAUAAUAGAUAAUCUCAACUGCAUUUAAAUUGCAGCUAUUUUUCUAUUAUUUUCAUAAGAUAUCUUUGUGUUGGCAUCGUUAUAGAUUAAUGUAAUGUCUUUAACUCGUCGUUGUUUUACUGAUGUACAGCCUGUAGCAUGCCUUGUUCCACAUACAGUAAAUAAAUCACCAAAACGAA
This is a messenger RNA of Danio aesculapii, 2818 nucleotides long. It is a transcript of the gene cpne3, whose product is annotated as copine III. Gene Ontology annotation, biological process: ERBB2 signaling pathway; cellular response to calcium ion. The coding region runs from base 244 to 1866 and encodes 540 amino acids. Lineage: Eukaryota; Metazoa; Chordata; Actinopteri; Cypriniformes; Danionidae. Gene Ontology annotation, molecular function: calcium-dependent phospholipid binding; receptor tyrosine kinase binding. Gene Ontology annotation, cellular component: plasma membrane. The transcript has 16 exons. The record is from RefSeq and is a predicted model, not a curated record.